CUCGCUCGUAAAAUCGAUAUUGGAUAUUGGAACAACUAGUAGUUGUUUUCACCAGCUACGGCUUGACCUUGGAAACCGGUUUGCGGUCUCAGCGAGAAUAACGAUUUCGAACUUUACAACUAUUAUACAAUAAAUAUUGCAUUAUCAUGACUUUCGUCAACCUUGUAUUGAGAAAUCCAAACAAAACUCAAUUUUUCCGGCUUUUCUCCAUAAACCGUUCGGUAGCGCUUAGCAGAUUUGAGAACGAAACUUUAGAUUAUCAUAAAUUAGAGCAUACUUUGAAUACAGUAAAGAAACGACUUGCACGUCCGCUAACUUUAGCUGAAAAGGUACUUUAUUCUCAUCUUGAUGAUCCAAAAAAUGCAAUUAUUGAAAGGGGUAAUAGUUACCUCAUGCUUCGACCUGAUCGUGUAGCAAUGCAAGAUGCUACAGCUCAAAUGGCAUUGUUGCAGUUUAUUAGUAGCGGUCUUCCACGCGUUGCUGUGCCUUCAACAGUUCAUUGUGAUCAUCUUAUUGAGGCUAAAGAUGGUGCUGGGGCAGAUUUGAUUCGAGCUAAUGACACUAAUAAAGAAGUAUAUGAUUUCCUUGCAUCUGCAUCAGCUAAAUAUGGAAUUGGAUUUUGGAAACCGGGAUCAGGAAUUAUACAUCAGAUUGUAUUAGAAAACUAUGCUUUUCCUGGAGCGUUAAUCAUUGGAACUGAUAGUCAUACGCCUAAUGGCGGUGGACUUGGCGGUCUGUGUAUUGGAGUAGGCGGUGCAGAUGCUGUAGACGUAAUGGCUAACUUACCCUGGGAAUUAAAAGCACCUCUGGUAAUUGGUGUUCAUUUGAUUGGAAAGUUAUCUGGUUGGACAAGUGCAAAAGAUAUUAUACUGAAGGUAGCUGAAAUUCUUACAGUCAAAGGUGGAACUGGAGCUAUUAUAGAAUAUUAUGGACCUGGUGUUGAAUCAAUUUCCUGUACGGGUAUGGCUACAAUUUGUAAUAUGGGCGCGGAAAUUGGUGCUACAACAUCAAUUUUCCCUUUUAACGAUCGUAUGUUGGACUACUUACGUGCUACUAACAGAGCGGAUAUUGGUGAUAUAGCAUCAAAGCAUAAGGGUUCUUUGCUUACACCUGAUGCAAACUGCAAAUACGAUAAAAUAAUUGAAAUCAAUUUAGAUACCUUGGAACCACAUGUCAAUGGUCCAUUUACUCCUGAUCUGGCUCACCCGAUUUCACAAUUGUCUAGUCGUUCAGCUAAAGAAGGUUGGCCACAACAUAUUAGCGCUGGUUUAAUCGGUUCGUGUACUAACUCCUCAUAUGAAGAUAUGUCACGUGCUGCUAGUUUAGCUAAACAAGCAUUAGACAAAGGUGUUAAAGUGAAAUCACAAUUCUAUAUAACACCUGGUAGUGAACAAAUUAGAGCAACUAUUGAACGUGAUGGGAUAACUGAAGUGUUUCAAUCUAUUGGCGGGAUAGUAUUAGCUAAUGCAUGUGGUCCGUGUAUCGGUCAAUGGUCCAGAAAGGAUACAAAGAAAGGUGAUAAGAAUACAAUUGUCUCAUCGUAUAAUCGUAAUUUCACUGGUCGUAAUGAUGCUAAUCCAGCUACGCAUGCUUUUGUUACCUCACCUGAGAUAGUAACAGCUCUAGCUCUUGGCGGAAGUUUAACCUUUAAUCCAUUAAAGGAUGAAUUAGUUGCAGCUGACGGUUCAAAAUUUAAAUUGAAACCACCAACAGGCGAUACAUUGCCUAAGAAAGGUUUUGAUGCUGGUCAAGACACCUAUCAACCUCCACCAGAGGAUACUUCAAAGAUUGCUGUGAAAGUCGACCCGUCAAGUCAACGUUUACAACUGUUAACUCCAUUUAAUAAAUGGGAUGGAAAAGAUUUAGUCAAUAUGCCAAUAUUAAUUAAAAUUAAAGGAAAAUGCACAACAGAUCAUAUAUCAGCAGCUGGUCAAUGGUUAAAAUAUCGUGGUCAUUUAGAUAAUAUUUCAAACAAUUUAUUUAUUGGUGCUGUUAAUGAAGAGAAUGGUGAAGUCAAUAAAAUAUUACAUCGUGAAUCUGGUAAAUGGGAUACAGUUCCAGUGGUAGCUAGAAAGUAUAAAGCUGACGGUGUAAGCUGGUGUGUUGUCGGUGAUGAGAAUUAUGGUGAAGGAAGUAGUCGAGAGCAUGCUGCUUUAGAGCCUAGACAUUUAGGUGGACGAGCGAUUAUUGUGAAAAGUUUUGCGCGUAUACAUGACGCUUGGUUUAACUUUCCGCUGUUAAUUAUUUAACACGUGGGUAUCAUCAUAUAGCUGUUGAAUGGAAUUUCGAAAUGUCUGUUUCAAUCCUUACUGCUGAAACAAUUUCAAAAUUCGUGGUUGACAUUAUCGAAGGCUUUUUCAAGUCGAUGAAGUUGAGAUGACUAUCAUUCUGGGCCUCUGCUCGAUUAUGGUAAUUAUUGACAGUACUGUAAGUUAACUGGCUCGAGAUAUACUUUUCAUGAAUGCAGUAUACUUUAGGCGAAAUCUUUAUCUGAAGUAUGUUUCUACGAUGAUGCCACAUAAUUUUUCGUUUGAUGCGAGCAGAAGCGUGGACGUAAGAUGCUUUAUUUAAUAGUUUUAAAAAUUUGGCUUUCUUCCAAUCAUUAGGUACCUUUCUUUAUGAUAUGUAUCCACAUGAUGUGUGUUUUGUUUUUGACAGUCUGUUAUAUUUUGCUAUGUGUAUAUGGAUCGAUAUUCCAUUAUAACUGACAUUAUGCUCCGCUAACUAAAUAAACAAUGUAUGACCUUAUUAUCACAUGGCAUUACAACCAAUCAUGGUAAGAGGUUAUCUCAUUAGUUCAUGUGUAUUAGCCAUUUUCAUAUAUACUUUUUAUUAGACACUUGUACAUUAUUCUGGUUCACACACAUUUCGUACAUCUAAGUACUCUUCCACUCACACACUAGUGUGACAUUUAUUUUCCUUGUCUGGAAAAUACAAGUAUCAUCGUAAACCUGGUGGUCUCCUGAUUUCCCUCUUUCCGCAUCAGGACUAUUAACUACUCGACGAGUACAUAACAUAAUUGACGACGGGAAAAACUCUAAUAACUCACUCAGCAGCAAUACAGAACACUUUACCUCUGUAUUUUCUCCACUAUUGGCGUGAACAUAUUCACUGAGGUCUCUGGGUUCGUCUUCACUGCUUCUGUGGUGAUUCCGUCUGAUCUGGCAGCGUUCCUGAGUGUUUAGCAACUUUAUGAACUUCAAGGCUAGUAUUUUUGUUGGACAAUUGGUUUUACUUGGGAGUUAUGCGACGAGUCAUUAGGACGCAGUAAGGUUUCUAUUUUGAAGACUAAUUUAUUGAAGAAAAUUUUUCUUAAGUAACAUUACAUAUCUGUUGUUUAAAAGCAUCUUGAUUUUUGUUCUCCUUCCCAAUCUACAUCUCACAGAAACAAAUCUGAAGAAGCAAGGU
Messenger RNA from Trichobilharzia regenti, 3408 nucleotides. The record is from the annotation of a GenBank genome assembly. Lineage: Eukaryota; Metazoa; Platyhelminthes; Trematoda; Strigeidida; Schistosomatidae.